AUGUCUCCUACGUGGGUUCGUUUUCAAAGUCCAGCUGGUACAAUACUUCCAACAUCGCCACCAGCUACAAAUCAUUGUAAUACAGCAGGUGAUAUAUUUACAAUAUUACAUACAUAUAUUGGUUUAAAUCAACGAUUAAAUCAAAUUCUUAUAAAUAAAAGUUUGCAUUUAUUAACUGAUUUUUUUAAUGCUAAUAUAUUUCAACAAGUAUCCAAACAAUUUUUAUCUAUAAAUACGCCAAUCGAUAAAAUUCAACUUUCUAAACUUUUACAACCAUUAAUUUGUUUUCAUCUACAACAAAAAUAUAUUCAAUUCAGUCAAAAAUUGACUAAGAAUGAAAUAAUUCAGUUAGAUGAUGAAUUAAAAAUACAAUUUUAUUGUUUAUACAAAAAUCCGUUGACUAUGAAAUGUAAUAAACAUAUCGAAUCAUUAAUUUUAACAAAAGGUGCUCGUCAAGAUCCAUUUGCUAGAUUUAAUUUUACUAAAGCUGUUAAUCAAUUACUUCUUUCUCAUAUUAACGAUAUUCAAUUUAAAUGUAAUUCAUGUUUACAAUUAUUCAAAAUUCUACUUAUUUCAAAUCCGUUUCUAUCAACAGAUCUACAUGAUGUUGGCAAUGCUGGAUUCAGAUCAGAAUAUUUUCUUCUACAUAAUCUUUAUUCUUUAGAAUAUUAUCAUUAG
Adineta steineri is the source of this 678-nucleotide messenger RNA. NCBI's taxonomy places the organism in Eukaryota, Metazoa, Rotifera, Eurotatoria, Adinetida, Adinetidae. The record is from the annotation of a GenBank genome assembly.